Molecule: messenger RNA, 2477 nt
Organism: Dipodomys spectabilis (banner-tailed kangaroo rat)
Lineage: Eukaryota; Metazoa; Chordata; Mammalia; Rodentia; Heteromyidae
Gene: Tacstd2
Product: tumor associated calcium signal transducer 2
Exons: 1
Coding region: 81-1046 (321 amino acids)
Biological process (GO): positive regulation of stem cell differentiation
Cellular component (GO): nucleus; membrane
Source: RefSeq, a predicted model, not a curated record
CCUCCCCUCCUCACAGCUUCUCCCCGCUCCGAGCGACCUCGCCCGCCUUCGUCCGGUCCACGCGCCUUCUGCGCCCCACCAUGGCCAGGGGCCCGGGCUCCGCGCUGCGGCCGCUGCCGGCGCUGCUGGUGCUGGCGGCGGUGGCCGGUUACGCGGCCUCGCAGACCAACUGCACCUGUGCCACCAACAAGAUGACCAUCUGCGGCCCGGACGGCCCGGGCGGCGCCUGCCAGUGCCGGGCGCUGGGCUCGGGCGUGGUGGUGGACUGUUCCACGCUGACCUCCAAGUGCCUGCUGCUCAAGGCCCGCAUGAGCGCCCCGAAGAGCGGCCGCGCGCUGGUGCGCCCCAGCGAGCAGGCGAUCGUGGACAACGACGGCCUGUACGACCCCGAGUGCGACCCCCAGGGCCGCUUCAAGGCGCGCCAGUGCAACCAGACGUCCUCGGUGUGCUGGUGCGUGAACUCGGUGGGCGUGCGCCGCACCGACAAGGGCGACCCGAGCCUGCGCUGCGACGAGGUGGUGCGCACCCACCACAUCCUCAUCGACCUGCGCCACCGCCCCGCCGCGCGCGCCUUCAACCACUCCGACCUGGACGCCGAGCUGCGGCGGCUCUUCCGCGAGCGCUACCGCCUGCACCCCCGGUUCCUGGCGGCCGUGCACUACGAGGAGCCCACGAUCCAGAUCGAGCUGCGCCAGAACGCGUCGCAGAAGGCCCCCGGCGACGUGGACAUCGCCGACGCCGCCUACUACUUCGAGAGGGACGUCAAGGGCGAGUCCUUGUUCCAGGGACGCCGCGGCCUGGAUGUGCGCGUGCGCGGGGAGCCCCUGCACGUGGAGCGAACGCUCAUCUACUACCUGGACGAGAAGCCCCCCGAGUUCUCCAUGAAGCGCCUCACCGCCGGCCUCAUCGCCGUCAUCGCCGUGGUCGUGGUGGCCCUGGUGGCCGGACUGGUCGUCCUGGUCAUCACCAAUCGUAAGAAGUCCGGGAAGUACAAGAAGGUGGAGAUCAAAGAACUGGGGGAGUUGAGAAAUGAACCGAGCUUGUAGGAACAGGGAAGAGGGGACGGGGGGGGGGGGGCGAGUUUGGCAGGAGUGGGGCGAGGGAGACACACCAGAUGUGGGUGACCCCCCCACCCCUCCUCCCCAGAUCAAAGUGAGUCGCUCAUCAUGAUUCCUGACCUAAAAGAGGUGUUCUCCCUUAGGGCCUACCCUCUCCUACCAUCUCCAGGCGCAACACAUUUGCUGAGAUCCUGGAUUCAGGGUCUCUUCUUUCAUAUUUCUUGAAGGAAGCAUUUCUAAAAGCACCCUGCCUUCCUUUGGGCCCAAUUAGAAAUCUAAGUGGGGAAGGGACGGCCCAGUCUUAAUGGGUCAGGAGCAAGUGUCUCAGACCCAGAGUCUUUUGCCAGUGGCUGGAUUCCAAUCCAUCUCAAAGGCUCACAUGAGUUCUGCUGGAAAGCAGUGUGUCUGCUUCCUUGGGUUUAAGUCAUCAGAGGAGUUCUCCUCCAUCUGACCUUCCCCAGGGAAGAGGUCUUUGCUAAUUGUACCUGUGUCAUGUCCUCAUUCACCAUGGUUUAUAUUACUGACCAGGUCUGCUGGCCACCAGGAAAGAAGCUGGUUUCUGAUGCCAGAACACAUUUUUCCAUGUCUUUUGUUGGAGGCCACACUGGCCCAGAAACAUGUAAUCAUUCCUCAGCUUAUCUUUAGUACAACUGAAAUUAAUAAUGUUUUCUUUUUGUAAAAAUGUGUGUGUGUGUGUGUAUAUAUAUAUAUAUAUAUAUAUGCUGUCUUUGAUAACGCUGCUGUGAUUUUUUAAAAAAAAAACAACACAAAAAACACGAAUUUAAUAAAAUACAAGAAAACCACAAACCCCCAAGAUGGAGUAUGGGGAAACUUCUUCCAGAUUUAUGCUACUUGGGUCUUCUCUGUCUUAAUUUUCUCACGACUUGGGUUUUGUAUUUUGAAUUCUACCACUUCUUUGCAGGAACAACCACCUUCAAAGCUACCUUCACUGGUCAGUACAAAUAUUCUUCUUUGUAAAUAAGAUUAUCAUUGGGGGUGGAGUGGGAUAUAGUUCAGUGGUAGAACACUUGCCUGGCAUGCACGAAGUCCUGGGUUCCAUCAGCAGAGGGUGAGAGUUAAGGAUGAUUUAGAAACUUCCUUUAAAGUGGGAAAGUAGGCCAGAUUCCUUGGCUAUCUCUGAUCAUGGAUUUCUUACAAGUGGUGAUGAAGAGCACCAACUUGUUUUACAAGCAGCCUCUCCUUUGAAUCCCAGCCCUGUGUUGAAAUAGGAGGUAACUUUCUCAUUUAGCCCUUGGGCAAAUUUCUUAAUCUCAAAGUGUUGUGGAUCUAGAAGAGGUUAAACAACUAUAGCUGGUCUGUAGUGGCCCUGUGAUCUGGCUGUGCUUAUAUCAGAUUGUUUCUCUAAGCUUUUAUUAGUAAUAUACCUUGAAGACUUAUAUUUCCUAUUUGCUGUAAAAA